This is a messenger RNA of Cuculus canorus (common cuckoo), 4618 nucleotides long. RefSeq names its product peroxisomal biogenesis factor 13 (gene PEX13). The coding region runs from base 76 to 1275 and encodes 399 amino acids. Gene Ontology annotation, biological process: protein import into peroxisome matrix, docking. Gene Ontology annotation, cellular component: peroxisome; peroxisomal membrane; peroxisomal importomer complex. Gene Ontology annotation, molecular function: protein binding. NCBI's taxonomy places the organism in Eukaryota, Metazoa, Chordata, Aves, Cuculiformes, Cuculidae. The record is from RefSeq and is a predicted model, not a curated record. The transcript has 4 exons.
GCUCGGCGCUCGCGCGCGGCGCCUGCCGGGGAGUGGAGGGGCACGCGGGCCGGCGCGGCGCGCGGGCGGGAGGAGAUGGCGUCGCAGCCGCCGCCUCCCAAGCCCUGGGAGAACCGGCGGCUGCCGGGCACCGCAGCCGCCUUCAAGUCUGCUGACUUGGGUGACAACCUGCUGACCAGACCUGGACAACCCACAGUUGCACGAAUACCUCCGCCUAUUUUGCCAAGACCAUCACAGCAAACAGGAAGCAGUAGCCUGAGUACUUUCAGGCCAGCGUAUAGCAGUUCUUUUUCUCCAGGCUAUGGUUCAUAUGGAACCUCUUUUUAUGGAAGCUAUAGUCCUUACAGUUACGGAUAUGGUGCUUAUGGUGGUUUGGGUUAUAACCGCUUCCGUAUUGAUGAUAUUCCUCCCAGCAGGUUUGUUCAGCAGGCUGAAGAGAGCAGCAGAGGUGCAUUUCAGUCCAUUGAAAGUAUUGUGCAUGCAUUUGCCUCAGUUAGCAUGAUGAUGGAUGCUACCUUUUCAGCUGUGUACAACAGUUUCAGAGCUGUGUUGGAUGUAGCCAAUCACUUCUCCCGCCUCAAAGUACAUUUCACAAAGGUGUUUUCAGCUUUUGCUUUAGUGAGAACUAUAAGAUAUCUCUACCAACGUCUGCAACAAUUACUAGGCCUGCGACAGAGCUCUGAGAAUGAAGAUUUGUGGGCUGAAAGUGAGGGAACAGUGGCUCGCGCUGGCCUUGAAGACAAGAUGGCUAACUCUGCAAAAUCAUGGCCCAUUUUCUUGUUCUUUGCUGUUAUAAUGGGAGGUCCCUAUCUGAUUUGGAAACUACUUUCCACAUACAGUGACGAAGAAGCAGUAUCUAGUAACUGGGCAAGUGGAGAAGAUGAUCAUGUAGUUGGAAGAGCAGAAUAUGAUUUCAGUGCUCUCUCAGAAGAAGAAAUUUCUUUCCGUGCUGGUGACAUCCUAAAAUUAGCACCCAAAGAACAGCAACCCAAAAUCCGUGGUUGGCUUUUGGCUAGUUAUGAUGGCCAAACGAAAGGACUUGUGCCAGCUAAUUACAUCAAAAUCCUGGGCAAAAGAAGAGGUAGGAAAACUGUGGACCUGGAAAGGAUUACAAAGCAACAGCCAGCCUUUACCAGCACAUCUGUCAGAGGAUCCACUGCCGCUGUGACUUUAGAGGAGCAGGAAGCUGCUUUUGAUUCUGUUUUUGCUGGAAGUAACAAAGUUCCGCUUGCAUCUGACUCCACUGUGGUUAGUGGAGAGAAACAGGAACUCUAACAUGCUUUUGUCAACAAAGUAACUGAACUGCGCUUUAUUGAUAAAACUUAGGGUUUGUUGAAAGUCUGUAUUGUGGAACACUGACGAGUCUGUAUCAGUUACUGCUGCUACUGACUAAUGAAGGAUGGAGAAACAAUUGCUCAAAUUUCUACUAUUUAUUUUUGACUUACUUAUUUUUGGCUGUACAUUAGUGAUGCUACCCAACCACCUGGCAGCAGCUCUGAAAUCUGGAGAGGAGAAGAAUUGAGGCAUUUAUGACAAAGCAGUCAAAAAAAAAAAAAAAAUGGGAACUGCCAGCCUAUUCUCAUUAAGAGACAAACUGCUGGUGGAAUCUGGAGAUUACAUCCAGCCUUCAUUGGAAUGUCAGCUCGACAAGAGGCCUCUUCAAUAGAUGUGCAGAGGGAAGACAGAUUGCUGUAAGAUGUCCUACAAAACUGGGUGUGGAGGACCAUAAAAUAGUAAUAAUUAAUUGUUUCCCCCUGAAAGGAAGGAGAAUUGCAAGAGAUAGAGGUGACACAAUCAGAUCAUUACAAGUUCUAAGUUGCUUGUUUUUCGUAAGAAGGACUUCUGUCAUAGAGGCCUUAGCCCUUAUGAAAAAGGGCUUGUGAGAAAGAGGAAAUACAGUUGCAAAGAAAGAGCAGUGAGGCAUCAGCAGUAGUUCUCACCUGUUCUCUUCUGUUUAUUAACAUAACACUAGAAUAAAGGGUGAUCUGCAGUCUGGCACUUUCCAGCACACUUAUUGUUAUUCUCUCCUGUGGUAAACAAGAUUUUGCAUCAUUCCUAGCCAUUUUUGUGUUGUAUCCUGUUAACUGCCUCUCAGUAAUCUAUCAGCUUCCAUCUGCCUCGCAACUUAUUGCGCAACCAAAAAACCAAUUUAUUGGUUUUAUAUGAAUGUAAAAAUGUCUAUCCUGAUUUAGGUGUAGUAGGAAAGCAUUGGGUUGAGGUGAGUUUAAUGUAACUCAAGAGACCCAGAAAAAGUAACAUUUCUUGCUUAAUUGUCUCAGUUAUGGAAGGUCUUGGAGUUAGCUCUUGAUACUGCCUUUCAAGGUGAUGAGUUUUGCAUCUGCCCAUAAAAUUUGAGAGCUCUGGUUUCUCAAAAGCCAUAAAAAUGUUAAGACUGUUCAAAGUAUUUAGUAUUUUCUUCCUAUUGGUGUUUGAGAGUUCUGUAUUGAAAUACUGUUUUGAUUUUUUUAAAUGAAGCAGAGAUAAUUAAAAGUAAUUUUCCUUGUAUACAUGUAUAACAUGUUGAGCUUCUGAAGGUUAGAGCAAUGGAUAAAAUAACUAAAGCUUGUCUUAAUCAUCAAAAUAGCUUUUCUUUUUUUAUUUUAAAUGUACUCAAAAGUAUUAGUGAAAGUAGGGCAUGUGCCUUUGCCUAAUUGAUCCAGUGGUUUCAGUUUGACUGAUAUCUUCACCCAUUAUGUGUUGGCAAAGCUUCAGUAUUUAUACUUUAAUUACGUUUGCUGGCCUUGAGUUCUUAUAGAAUUCUCUUCACUGCAAUAGAACUCUGUCAAGAAAAAUUGAUGUGAGCACAGUUUUAUUGAGGUAGAGUGGCUGAAAAGAUGGAUAUUAUGCGGAAUCUUGGGUUUUGAAGUAAUCUCUGAAUGCCAGUUAAUAAUUAGAGCAAGAAUUUAAGUGCUUAUGCUCGGGUAUUGGAAAAAAUAUUGUUACUACAUUGUUAGAUCUUCAAGUGCAGAGAAAAAGGAAAGAGUAGUUGAAGGGCAAAUGAGAGACUUGAAACUAGGUUUACUGGGUUUAAAACAGAACACAUUCCUGAGACACUUCCCAGUGUACCAGGGCAUUGAACAAAAUUAUUUAUAUUUGGAAAUUACGUAUGUUGUUGAAAUUAAAAUAGCAAACAAUCUGAAAUAUAAAAUAUAUAAAGGAAAAAAAGGUGGGGGGAAGGAGGAAUCAAGUGUACAGUUCUGCUUACAGUGUAUAUUCAUGGAGGGAAUUAAUUUACUGUUGUUAGAUUUAAUUAUUGGCCUGUCAGCCUCUCUUGCGUCAGUGAAAGAUUUGAUCUUUUAAAUAAAUGAAUAAAUAAGCCCCAAAGUUUUUGUAGUGUAUCCAUUCAAGUAGACUUCUGUUUUCCUGCUCAGAACUAGCAUCAGGACAAAACAUGAGUCCUACAAUUUCAUUGUCCAUGUUUCUGCCUACACAUCAGGUUACAGAAAAAACAUCUGACUGACUGCUGAUUGAGAAAAGGAGGCUGGCUGACAGGCUGCUCAAGACUUGCCCAACUUUAGAAAGGUGAGAAGACUAAAAGGAGCAGGUGUGGCUGCAACAGGAUUUAUGUAUAAGAGGAGAUUAGAAAAGAGAUUCUAUUGAAAUAUUGCCAAACUUCUCUAUUGGACACUGGACCUUUAUGUUAUUCUUUGGAAAUACUUAUAUACCUGUAGCAGACCUAGAAGUCUAACAGUCCUAUAAUACUUGCUUAUUUAAGGCUUUAGUUUAAUCUUUCUUUUAAUUUAAUUUGAUACUUGUAGUAUGCCAACUGUUUCAUGCUUGAAUACUCUCUGAACCAAUGACAGGUGCCAGUUUUGACUGUUUCUCUGGGUGCUAGCAGUACGUGAACAUGCGCACAUCCAGAUUCUGAACAAUAAAUUAAAAAUACCCUCUUUGUCAAGUAGAACUUAAUAAAAUUGUCUGCUACAUUUGCACAGGUUCUGUGGAACUAGCUGUGCAUCUCAGCUAGUGAGAUCAUUUUGACUUUUUGGCAAUCUUUGUGACAUUUACUAGUCAGGUAAAUGAAAAGAAAACGCAGUUUCUUACAAAUCUGAUCUGUUUGCAAUAAAAGUUUUCCAGAAGAGGUACAAACUCAGAAACCAACACAGUGAUUUUCUUGGCACACCACUGCAGAAGUACUCUUGUCCACGACAGUUGCAGAACCGCACUUCUAUUUUACAAAACAGAUAAAAUGAAAGUGUAUGUUUUUAAGUGGCUUCUUCCAGGUUUUUUUUUUAUCCAUGCAGGUGUGGCUGUGUGUUGGGAUUAGUGAACAUCUUAGGUCUGUAAUGGCGGGUAGUAAUUCUGUAUGUCCACAGGUGGGGAUGAACUUCCCUCACUUCUCCCUUGGCCCCUACAUUUUGUCUUGAGACUGGUUCUUCUGCAGGUGGAUGUGAAGGAAGUUUGGGAUGAUAAAUCUGGCUCCUGGAUUCUGUGGGCAUAGGGAACACAGCCUUUAAGCAGCUGGAUAAUCUCUCCUUGAAAUUAACAGGUAUAACCAGUUUAACUGGUAACAGAGGGAUAACGUCAAUGUGAGGCACCUCUGGAUCCCUCUUGUCGAAAGUUUUCAAUGCCACUUUGAGAUACCAAAGUUCCCCAAAUUUCAUAGUAGCUGCAAAAC